AUGCCAAUCCCGACUAUGCCUCCAGGUUUCCGACAGUCAGUGAACAACGAAUCUGCAACGCGCAAUGAUUCCAAUGACCUGAACAUUGUCAGUGCGACGCCCUCAUAUGUGCAACCUACACUGCCGAAGUCGAAGGUGGAGAACAGCGUCAAGAAGAAGGGUUCAUUUUCCCAGUCGAUGAGGCGCGUUCUUUCUCAGCGUUCAGCCCAGAACACAAACCAAGACAUCGCCGCGACCCGACUGACCAUGAGUGAGAGAAUUCUUCCAACAACAGCGGGUGGUACGGACAAGCGGAGCAGCGUGCCACUGGACUCCUCUCACAAGAUCGCAGAGGCUAUGUAUAAUAAGGACAACAGGUCAUUCACAGAAGGUGGUAUUGACCAUUUCGACUGCUUUGUGCAACAACAUGGCAACCACAAUUCUCCCAAGAACAGCGACCCAGCCGAAGACACCAGUCCCAAGAAGAAGAGUACAGAUUUCGAGAAGAUGCUUUUAGACGACUCUGUGGCCGAUCUUCCCAUGUCUGGGCAGAUUCGACCUUCGGUCGAGACUGCCUACGGGCACGUGGAAACUGCGGGAGACGGACAUAGCAGCCACCGCAAGUCCUUUGCAUCCAAUAUCUUCCACGACGACAGAUCCUUGAGCCAAAGCAUUCGCGAGUACGUCACCAGCAAGAUUGCAGAAGUAUUGGCAGAACACGACCGCGCGCAUCGUAGCAACGUUGAUGCCAGAUCCAACCCGUCAGUACACAUCACGAUCAGGGUUGACGGGAUCGGUCUAUUGGAAGCGGAGAAGCCUACUAGGCCCAGUAUCAGCGAUAAGAAAGACGACAUGUCCGCCCAACCUAGCACGAUCGGGCCAGUCACUAUCACUAGUCCGCUGCUGGCAAGGAACGCCCAGAUGGUUGUCCUGACAUUGUACGCAGUGACUUUGCUCGGCGCAUCGCUUUUGGGUCCGAGGAGUCUGCUGAUCGUUAUCUGGAGGAUGGCGAUCGCACUUGGUAUGUACACUGCCGUGUUGCAACAGCUGAGUUGGACUAAGAACGUCGAGCGCGACGUAUUCUUGGCGCCCAUUUUCUUCUUUGCAAGCGUAGCGACCGGUAUGGGCGAGCAGCUAUUGAAUCAGGUGCGCGUGGUUAUAAUUGCCAUACUGGUCGAGAUUCUGGAUUGCGUUGUGAGGCGUGCUGAUGUCCGGAUGCAUACAAAGUAG
Messenger RNA from Alternaria postmessia, 1209 nucleotides. RefSeq lists its product as uncharacterized. NCBI's taxonomy places the organism in Eukaryota, Fungi, Ascomycota, Dothideomycetes, Pleosporales, Pleosporaceae. The transcript has 4 exons. The record is from RefSeq and is a predicted model, not a curated record. Bases 1 to 1209 code for a protein of 402 amino acids.